Messenger RNA from Bombus pyrosoma, 542 nucleotides. RefSeq names its product SIFamide-related peptide (gene SIFa). The transcript has 3 exons. The record is from RefSeq and is a predicted model, not a curated record. Bases 61 to 282 code for a protein of 73 amino acids. Lineage: Eukaryota; Metazoa; Arthropoda; Insecta; Hymenoptera; Apidae.
CCAACUACCGUACAAGUUCUAUCGUUUCCACAUUUCAGCCUACAAAUCAAAACCAUCAGAAUGAUGUUCUCCCGCUUCGUUCUUACCAUCGUCGUCGUCCUCUUCGUCCUCGCCAUCGCCGUGGAUGCCGCCUACAGGAAGCCUCCCUUCAACGGAAGCAUCUUCGGCAAGCGAUCCAACGCUAUCACUGAUUACGAACUCACCAGCCGAGCCAUGUCAUCGGUCUGCGAAACCGUCAGCGAGACAUGCAACGCCUGGUUGGCACGUCAGGACUCCAACUAAAAAUACUGGAAACACCAGGGUUCACUUGAACGCGCCGCAAUGCUAAUAUUUAUUGCUUGAUCAUUUCAUUGACGUGUAAUACAUAGAUAGCCAAACUAUGUUAAUGUCUAAUUCAACGAUCACUCUGACGCUUUGAGAUUCGUCGCAUCGUCCAAAUCACUCGCCGUCUUGUAAUUAUAUCGCUUACAUUUCAAUUAAUCUCGUUGUAUACAUGUUUCUGAUACUACAAUAUAAUAAAGUCUAAUGUUUCUUCAUAUUAA